CACGUAUAUUCAGGAGACCAAAAUGCCUUCUCACCCCCAGGUGUUCGGACUGUCCCUGUCGAAACUAUAGAAAAAUCGUCAGGUUCGAAACAAUAUCAAAAUACAACCAACAGAUGGCGCCAUCCCCCCAACAGUCCCCGGGUCUGGUCGAUGUGGUUCCCUUUGGUUCCUCCUCUGCCUUGUCCUCCAGUCCCGCUCCGGUUCUCCAGCGAGGAUGUGAGUGUGUGAGCGGCAGCGCGCGGGCCUCCCUCAGCUUAACACCGCGGUCGGCUCUGGAUGUCGAUCCCCAGCUGCCGCUGCUACGGUCGGCCAUGUUGGCGAGCGACGCUGGAUGUGCGAGCAGUGGAGGGAAGUAGACGCGUCUGAGAAGUGGACUCACUCUGAUAUACCCCCCAAAAAUGCUGCUCCAUCUUGGCGUGUCGGGACCAGAAGACCCCAGUCUGAGUUGAACCCGAGCAGGACGUUAUGAUGAAGGCCUGGAGGAACCGUGAGUAAUCAUCUGGUGGGUAACGGAACCAGGACCGAGGAACAAGGAGGGGAAGGCGGGUUUGUGAAGCAGGGUUACAUGAUGGGCUGCAUUAAGAGCAAAGAGGACAAAGGCCCGUCCAUGAAGUACCGCUCUGAGAACCUCCCCAACUCUGAUCCCAGCGCCACCGCUCAGCAUGUGGGCCAUUACGGGCCGGAGCCGACUCAGCUGCAGCAGAAUCAGCUUCCUUCGUCCUGCUCCAUCUCCGGGACAGCUAACUUUAAUCACACUAUCACGCCGUUUGGUGGCUCCUCGGCUGCUAUGACGCCGUUUGGUGGGGCUUCAUCCUCCUUCACUGGCCCGGUGUCCAACUCCUUCUCUGGUGCUGUCCCCAGCGGCGUGACGUUCUUCGUGGCCUUGUAUGACUAUGAAGCUCGCACGUCCGACGAUCUGUCUUUCAAAAAGGGAGAUCGUUUCCAAAUCAUCAACAAUACAGAGGGUGACUGGUGGGAAGCUCGCUCUAUCAACACGGGGAGAAAAGGCUACAUUCCCAGUAAUUAUGUGGCCCCUGCUGACUCCAUACAAGCAGAGGAGUGGUAUUUUGGGAAAAUGGGGCGUAAAGAUGCAGAGCGGUUGCUGCUGAAUCCUGGGAAUCAUCGGGGAACUUUCCUCGUGCGGGAAAGUGAAACCACUAAAGGCGCUUACUCCCUGUCGAUUCGGGACUGGGACGAAACCAAAGGAGACAACGUGAAACACUAUAAGAUCCGAAAGCUGGACAACGGUGGAUACUACAUCACGACAAGAGCUCAGUUUGACACGUUACAGAAGCUUGUCAAACACUACACAGAACAUGCUGAUGGACUUUGCCACCGACUCACCACAGUCUGCCCCACCGUCAAACCUCAAACUCAAGGCCUUGCCAAAGACGCCUGGGAGAUCCCUCGUGAGUCCCUGCGUCUGGAGCUGAAACUGGGCCAGGGCUGCUUCGGAGAGGUCUGGAUGGGCACAUGGAACGGUACGACCAAAGUGGCUAUAAAGACUCUGAAGCCGGGGACCAUGUCGCCCGAGGCCUUCCUGCAAGAGGCCCAGAUCAUGAAGAAGCUCCGACAUGACAAGCUGGUGCCUCUUUACGCCGUCGUGUCUGAAGAGCCCAUCUAUAUCGUCACAGAGUACAUGGCCAAAGGGAGUCUGCUUGACUUUCUCAAAGAAGGUGAUGGAAAAUUCCUGAAGCUUCCGAUCCUGGUGGACAUGGCUGCUCAGAUUGCGGACGGCAUGGCGUUCAUCGAGAGGAUGAACUACAUUCACCGGGACCUGCGUGCUGCCAACAUCCUGGUCGGGGACAAUCUGGUGUGCAAGAUUGCAGACUUUGGUCUCGCCAGGUUGAUAGAGGACAAUGAGUACACAGCAAGGCAAGGAGCUAAAUUCCCCAUCAAGUGGACGGCACCCGAGGCGGCUCUGUACGGAAAAUUCACCAUCAAGUCUGACGCCUGGUCCUUCGGGAUCCUGAUGACGGAGCUGGUCACCAAAGGCAGAGUGCCGUACCCAGGCAUGGUGAACCGGGAGGUGCUGGAGCAAGUGGAGCGAGGGUACCGGAUGCCGUGUCCCCAGGGUUGCCCCGAAUCCCUUCAUGAGAUGAUGAAGCUGUGCUGGAAGAAAGAUCCAGAUGAGAGACCCACAUUUGAGUACCUGCAGUCCUUCCUGGAGGAUUAUUUCACGGCCACUGAGCCGCAGUACCAGCCUGGAGAGAACCUAUAGCGCCCCUAACUUGAGUGGAGUUGUUCGAGCUGGGCGUAUUUACAGUCACCAUCACUCAUUUCAGAUUGCAUUCAUGUUAGCACACACUCAAUGAAUGUACUCCCAUACUUGUGUAACAUAACUGCUGACUUCAUAUCUCUUAUAACUCGACCAGUGAUAACAAACUUUUUAAUAUUGACAGCAAAUAAUAUAUGAUUCCAAUAUGACUUUUUGUUUUUAUACUUGUAAGCCUUUGAUGACUUGUUUACACCUACAGUCUUCUUUACCCGUGUGACCCUUUACUGUCACGAGAGUUCCUCUGAAACAUUUCUCCUUUAGCUCCUGGACUUCUUGUCUCGAUCUGCCCAUCACACUGUGAUCACCCUUGAGUAGGGCUGGACUUUCACAUAUCUACCCCAAGAGGGCGCUGCUCUUAUAACUAUCCGUGGUCAACCAUUCAGAAACAGCAAGAAGCCAUAGAGGGAGAUGACCGGAGUUCCUGCUUUUACAUGGGACUGGACUGUGGAUUCCUGUGUUACUGAGUCCACCUGUGCUCUAGUCUUUGUACAGCAAUACUAUACAACUUUUUAUAAAGCACUUCCCUGAAUGGACUUAUCAGGACUGUAUUUUACUGGGAACAACUCUCCUUGUGUUGCUUUCUAUACCAAGAUAACUCCCCCUUUUGUAAGACCGUACUAAUGUGGCGACUGUGGAAGCAGUUUUUACAGUAAAAGUCUUGUGUUAAAUUUUGCUGUCAUCUGUUGCUGCAUUCUGUGCUUCUUUAAAGUCCAGUUAAGCUCAUGACAGUCAGCUAGACUCCAGCAGCAGUUGCUCAUGGCAUAACUCUUGGAUGCUGUUUGGCUUGUCAGCUUAAGUCUUUCACCUAGUGAACUAACCAUAACCCAAUAUGUGGGGGUGUUUUGCGAGAAAGAGGAUGUGCAGAAAUUCUCAAGAAAAUGAGACAGUACCAGGUAAGAGGUCAGAUUUCCAUUCUGACCUUGGGGUGAACCAUGUUGUCAGCACUGAACUGGGUUCAUGAAGCUUGAAAGACUUGUUGAUCCUGA
Molecule: messenger RNA, 3264 nt
Organism: Synchiropus splendidus (mandarinfish)
Lineage: Eukaryota; Metazoa; Chordata; Actinopteri; Syngnathiformes; Callionymidae
Product: tyrosine-protein kinase yes-like
Exons: 12
Coding region: 566-2221 (551 amino acids)
Biological process (GO): innate immune response; cell surface receptor protein tyrosine kinase signaling pathway; cell differentiation
Cellular component (GO): extrinsic component of cytoplasmic side of plasma membrane
Molecular function (GO): ATP binding; signaling receptor binding; non-membrane spanning protein tyrosine kinase activity
Source: RefSeq, a predicted model, not a curated record